Gadus macrocephalus (Pacific cod) is the source of this 993-nucleotide messenger RNA. RefSeq names its product bifunctional protein GlmU-like. The transcript has 3 exons. Lineage: Eukaryota; Metazoa; Chordata; Actinopteri; Gadiformes; Gadidae. The record is from RefSeq and is a predicted model, not a curated record. The coding region runs from base 1 to 588 and encodes 195 amino acids.
AUGUUUUGGAUUAUCCUGACCAAAGUAGUGAGGAAGAGGUUCGGGGGCAAAUGUUAUUCUCCAUGUCAAACUGCCCCCCCCCCCCAGGCGUAUCCAGCUGGUGGGGGGGGUGGUGGUGGUGGUGGGGUUGGUGACGGAGGCUCCGGGCUCCGGGUCCACGCGGUGCGCUUCGGCCCGGGCCAAGAGCUGCUGGGGGGGCUGCAGGCCUUCGUGGAGGAGAGGGGUCUCCGCGCCCCCUUCGUCCUCACCUGCGUGGGCAGCGUAACCAAGGCAACGCUGCGGCUGGCCAACGCCAGCGCCGAGAAUACCAAUGAGGUGCUCCAGCUGAACGAGCGCUUCGAGAUCGUCUCCCUGGUGGGCACCCUGAACACCCCCGCCCACCUGCACGUGUGCCUGGCCGACCGGGCGGGCCGCACGGUGGGGGGCCACGUGCUGGGGGGCCUGGAGGUGUUCACCACGGCCGAGGUGGUGCUGGGGGAGGCCCCCGGGCUCCUCUUCGACCGCCAGAUGGACCCCGCCACCGGCUUCCCCGAGCUGGUGGUCCGGCCCGGCCACGGGGGGGGCUGCCCCGGCGGGGUGGAGGGUUAGGGGGGGGGGCGGCGGCCUCCUGCCGGGGGCCAAGAGCAAGGCGCUGGUCUAACGUCGCCCGCUCCCAGAAUGCACCUCUGCCAAGCCGACGAUUGAGUCUGAAUGUGUUGAAGGAGACGCUUCUGGUUCCAGCUGAUCGAUGGAGUGUUUAAGGGCCGCCCGUAGCCCGUAGCCCUUAGCCCGUAGCCCUUAGCCCGUAGCCCUUAGCCCGUAGCCCUUAGCCCGUAGCCCUUAGCCCGUAGCCCUUAGCCCGUAGCCCUUAGCGUCAGCCUCUGUUGGUGCCUCAGAGAGACGGGAUGUCGUCUUUGUGGAGAGAGAGGUCAAGAGGCACCGAGACACAGAAAGCGGCUCAUUGAAACGUUGGCGCUGUACGUACGGUCGUUCAAUAAACCAUUCAUACCGUCA